Molecule: messenger RNA, 555 nt
Organism: Spodoptera littoralis (African cotton leafworm)
Lineage: Eukaryota; Metazoa; Arthropoda; Insecta; Lepidoptera; Noctuidae
Source: the annotation of a GenBank genome assembly
AUGCAAGAAAACAACAAUUUUGAAACUAUCAUUAGCACAUGGCGUCGUUUGUCUGGGGAACAAAUAGAAACUGCUGUAGUAAGCAUGUCUGGAGAUUCACCUGAUUACCAACUGCACAAGAAAAAAGAAGAGGAGACUGAUUUGUUGAUGCCGGAGCGGACAAAAGCACCAAUUACAAGCAUAGCUACUGCUGGUUCAGCAUUAGCUGCUACGGAAGUGCCAUCAGACAGUACUGUUACUGGAAAGCCUGAGGAAAAACAAGAAUUUAUUAGACAUGACAAGAAAGAUGAAAGCAAAGAAGCUGCAGGAGAUACAAACAUUAAAGAACCUAAGAGUGAGAAGAGCGAAGAUUACCUUGAUGAUGACAAGCUGACAAAUAAAUCAGAAAAGAUUGACAAUGAUACUGAGAAGUUUGUAGACAAGGUAGAUAGUGUGUAUCUUCGACCACCCCCACCGCACAAGGCCCGUUCAACUGCAUCUACAGUCGAGGAAGAAGACUGCGGCAUCAAGUGCCUGUACUACACAAUCCAGUGUUGUGAUUGUGUCCUCAUGUAA